AUGGCUCACGGCACCGCUACUCAAGUUCCACAAAUCCUCAUGGGACCUGCUCCUACAGUUCGGAAGCAGAACUCGUCUUGUGACCCCUGUCGCCGUUCGAAAAGACGAUGUGCCUUCCCGGACGGUAUCAAACCUGGGUCACCAAAUAGCUGCCUGAAUUGUCUCCAUCUGGGGCACAACUGCACGUUCGAUUUUGUCAAUUCCCGACUGAAUCAGAGGAAGAACAAGGCGAAGCAACCAGUCUCAUGUGUACAGGAACAGCCUAUCGCCCCAGCUAUCCGGAGAUCUGAGAAGCAGGUUGUUGUCCCUUUGUGCGCGGACCCGGAGCCCGUGGACUCCACUCAAAGAACCACGCAAAAUGCGCUCUGGGGUGGGAUUCCCUAUACCGGAUUCCUUGAUGUCGAUAUGUUCAUGGGAAAUCUGGUAUCGGAAUGGACCAACCUGGACCGCCAGGUGUUUACCACCGAGGCUCCAGCCACUGAACACUAUCAAAGCAGUAGCACAUCUUCCUCAACCACCCACAGCUCGGGCAGCCAUUACCAGACACCACCUAGAUCGCCCAGUGAUUUUUUUACCCGAAGAAAUUCGACGCUUGGGCUUUGGAGGGGCAGCCCAAUUCAUUUGCUCAAUUCCAGUGUCGAGACUCGGCGAAUAAAUCAAAGUCUCGGUGAGGUCUACAAUUCCAUGAUGUCAGGGAUCGCCGUCAGAUAUCUUGAUUACAACUGUAAUCUAUUCGCUGGUUCCUACAAGUAUUCGUUUGACCCUGAUCAGUCAAACCCGUCAACCUUGGAUAUUAACAGUGGCCAAUCUGUGGGCAACAUGUUUACGCCCUCUUGGAAGAACGCCUCGGUAGGCACUAACGGCUCCCAGAUUCACGCUAAUAUGGCACCGGAAAGACUGGCGAGUCAGAUUAACAAGGUUACAAUGAUUGGGGUGGCCCGAUUCUUGGACAACUUUGGCCCUCUGUACGGCAAUGCCAUUGAUCAGAAAACACGCAAUCAGAAUGAGCACACUUUGAUCGCUGUGCUGCAGGCGUUCGCUCUCCAGUUUGCACCGUCCAAGCGGGCGGAUGGUCCAUUGGCCCAGCUUUUCAAAAACCCGCCGGAUGUCAGUCAGUGCUCGGGACCAGACCCUGGGCCGGGAGAUCGGAGUACCAAUAGUACACACGUCUUCACUGCGGCCUGGUUCAAUGCACAUUCUCAUCUGGUUUCCUCGAGAGACAACCGAUCUUUUGUCAAGCUUUAUUCAGUCUUCCUCUUUCUAAUGACCAGUGUUCCUCCAGAAGCGGCGUCCAUAUCCUGUUACGAAGACACUCCGCUGGGCCUAUUGGACGAUGCUCUGCGCAAGAUGGAAGAGCUACAGGGCCUCGUGGAAGACUACUGUGUGCACUUGGGACGUCGAUCAAUUUAUCGCUUCCUCCUUCAGGCUUCUGUGGGCAUUAUCCGCUGGUAUGGCUAUCUGCGCGACACGAUUGAUUCCGUACUGCAUGAGCGACCUUGUAUGUUGGAAGACGCACCUCCAAGAUCAAACGAGACCCUCCUCAGUGGUCACCUAGCCCCAGAAUGGCACCAACCAGCUAUCUUCGAUCAGGAAGUUCCGAAGCAUUGCCAAAAUGCCGCAGGAGAUCUUUUCCGUGUUUUUAGGGGGGCUAUCAACCUGAGGCAGAUGCUUUUGACCAGCGACGCAGCGUUCAAUAUAGCCACGCUUAGGAAUGCGAUCACCAUAUCGAUGGGGAUCAACGACGAGUUUGCAUUGACAUAUGGCUCAUGGCUCCAGCAAUGCACCAUCUCUUUUUAUCUACUUUCCGAGAAAUCAAAACUAGCUUCAGCAUUUAUGCUAUUGUUUUGGAGCCUAGGCACUCUACUGCUCAUAGAACAGCUUCAUCGCGCAUCCAACCUACUUCCUGUCGCUGAGAGGCAGCCCCUGCUGGACAAGGCGCUGAUUUACCAGAGAGAGGCUGUUACGUCUCUUCUCACAAUAGCACAACGAAUUGUGGACGUAUCGGCAAUGGGCCAGUUUAGACUCAUCAACAGUGUUCAAGCAAAGAUGGAUUUCAUCUCACACCACGCAAAUACGGCCCUGGUGGUCCUGGCCCUCUCCAAGGCAAUCGAACAUACUAUUGACCUGCAUAUAUCAGCCGAUCAGCAUGGCGACUUGACUUCGACACGACUCUCUAACACGGAUCCAGACUCGGAGUGGGUUGCCAGUAUGAGGCCUUUGCUUACGUGCUUUUUGACGCUCGACUCUACUGUGUCUGGAGCGAUUACUGCGAGACCGGCGUUGCAGAGGCUUAUGCAUCAAUAUGGUGAUAUCCUGAUGGAUUGUUGGUCACACGAAGACGAGGACAAUCUAUCACAGUGA
Messenger RNA from Cladophialophora bantiana CBS 173.52, 2361 nucleotides. RefSeq lists its product as uncharacterized. The transcript is spliced from 3 exons. Gene Ontology annotation, biological process: regulation of DNA-templated transcription. The record is from RefSeq and is a predicted model, not a curated record. NCBI's taxonomy places the organism in Eukaryota, Fungi, Ascomycota, Eurotiomycetes, Chaetothyriales, Herpotrichiellaceae. Gene Ontology annotation, molecular function: DNA-binding transcription factor activity, RNA polymerase II-specific; zinc ion binding. The coding region runs from base 1 to 2361 and encodes 786 amino acids.